UUUGUCGGUUACAUCCUACCCUUCCACGCCAUAAAAUGGGUCGCCGCCUGGUUCGGUGGUGGCUACUACCGCUUCUAGCUGUCGUCCAUGCUGCCUGUCCUGGCUUCAACUACACGAAUUGCAACGGUCAUGGGGUGUGCAGCUCUCUAAACCAAUGCACUUGCGCAUCGGGAUGGACGGGGGUCGACUGCGGAUGGCGCACGUGUCCGUCGGCGUUUCCGUGGGUCGAAGUACCAUCUGCCGCCGACGUCACCCGCGUCACUCGUCGCGAGUGUAGCAACAUGGGAAAGUGCGACCGCGUAUCCGGACAAUGUCAGUGUCGCCCUGGGUUUGGAGGCGCGGCGUGCGACCGCCAGCUGUGUGCGAACGACUGCAGCGGCCACGGCGUGUGCCAGUCGUUGCAAGCGGCAGCCGUCGCCAACGGAGUCACGUACUCGCUGUGGGACGCCGCGCGCAUCGUCGGAUGUUCGUGCGACGCUGGGUACACUGGCUACGACUGCUCGCAGCGGACGUGCCCAGUGGGGGGCGACCCCGUCACAACUCGGCUCGAGGUGCAAGCGAUUUCGUGCCUAUGCACCACGUGCUCGGACGUGUUCACCGUCUCGUUUCAAGGUCAAACCACUGCCCCGAUCGCCGCCAGUGCCAACGCAGUAGCCGUGCAAGCGGCUCUAAAUAGUGUGACCACUGGAGUCACAGUCAUAAUGGACGGAGGCAGUUCCGUCUGCGGCACCACUGGCGUGUCUACCCGCAUCUCGUUUGUCCAUUACGACGGAGCCAUGCCUGCCAUUUCCACCGCCACUUCCAGCAGCGACCUCAUUCUCACCGUGCAGCAUGGGGGGGCCCUUGCGACGUACGGAAGUGCGUUUGCCACGGUGGCGGCAUACAGACAAUCGCUUGAGUGCUCUGGUCGAGGCAAAUGCAACCCUGACACUGGAGCGUGCCAGUGUGAAUUGACCUACACUUCCAGCGAUGGGAUGGGCAACGAAGGUCCCAACUCGGACUGCGGCUAUCGGACGGCCACCAGUGCUGCCCCUUCAUGUCCAGCUGGGAUAUACACGACGGACUUUCUGCUGGGACAAAGCUCGGUGAAAUGCAGUGGCCAUGGGGCUUGUUCUGCGUCGUUUCAAUGCAGUUGCGACAGUGGGUGGACUGGGUUUGAUUGUUCUUCGAGGCAAUGUCCCAAGGGCAGAGCUUGGUUUAACCCACCCACGGCCGUCGACACCGCGCACGACACGCUGGUCGAGUGCUCCAACGUGGGCCUUUGUGACCGGGCCAUUGGAAUGUGUCGAUGCGAUCCUCUGUUCGAAGGCCCAGCUUGCAACCGAUUGACAUGUCCUAACCAGUGCUCCCACCGUGGAAAGUGCGCCUCCCUCCGCCAGCUCGCGGCCCGGCAAGAGGCCAACGGCGUGAUCCUCCCACCUUCGGUUUAUGGCUCCAACCCGAACGCGAUCUCAACGUGGGACGCCGACACCAUCUUUGGGUGUCAGUGCGGCAAAGUACCCGAUUUUGACAUGACUCCACCCUCACUUGUCACAGGCGCUGACGCUGUUUGGCGACGCCCCACGGUUUACUGCGUAUGACUGUUCGGAAUGUAAGGACAACUUGAAGGUAUCCGCGACACGAACGAAUGGGUGGAUUGCGUAGUGCCUUGCCCAAAAGGAGACGAUCCUUGGACGCUCAAUCAAGCGAAUGAAGUACAAGCAAUAUCAUGUACUGCGGAUGGCGGACUUGUCUCCAUAUCGUUCCGAGAUUUCUCCACCAACAUGCUUCCGUUUAAUGCAGCCGCAUCUCGAGUCCAGCAAGCCCUUGAGUCGCUUCCAUCCAUCGGCCGAGUGAGUGUGACCAUGACUGCUGGGGUCCUAUGUUCUCUUGCAUCGCCCAGUACGAUGUACCUACUGCCACGUACUAGUAUUUUGUUUUGACAAGCUGUAGCAACGACGGUGUCGUUCGUGACAAACUCCGGAGCUCUGCCCUACUUAGUCGUGGACCAGUCGAAGCUGACAUCCUCUGGGACGAGUGUUGCAGUGUCGGUGACUCGCACAACUACAGGAACUACUGAGAAUGUCGAGUGCAAUGGUCGCGGCUCCUGCGAUGGGUCUACCGGUCAGUGCCGAUGUGCCUUGGGCUACGCUACCAGCGAUGGACAGGGUGGGAUCGGGAUCGUUGCUGACUGCGGGUACACGGACCCCUUCAUGACGCAAGGCGAGUUUUAAUAAUAAACCAUGGGAAUAUCCAUUAGUACUACUAAUAGUACGUACUACUUCCG
Messenger RNA from Aphanomyces astaci, 2266 nucleotides. RefSeq lists its product as hypothetical. The record is from RefSeq and is a predicted model, not a curated record. Gene Ontology annotation, cellular component: neuron projection. Gene Ontology annotation, molecular function: cell adhesion molecule binding; protein homodimerization activity; protein heterodimerization activity. Lineage: Eukaryota; Oomycota; Saprolegniomycetes; Saprolegniales; Verrucalvaceae. Bases 36 to 1580 code for a protein of 514 amino acids. The transcript has 14 exons. Gene Ontology annotation, biological process: heterophilic cell-cell adhesion; neuron development.